CAUCAAGUUUUUACUCGAAUUGGAUGCAGGUCAACUACGCGCGGCUGAGAGACUGAGAAAGACGAAGACAAAGAAGAGGAAGGAGAAUGGCGCUCGCGACGUUCGCCCGAGUUCUGCGUCUCAUUGACUCAUCGGAAGCCUCUAUCCCGCCAUCGAGGACCCGGCCGGCGUUCCUCUCGGAUCUGAGCAAACACAUGGCGGCUCUGAAGCAGAACCUGACGCGCAUUCAGGUCGCCAUCCGCGGUGCGGAGGAGCGUCAGGCGAGCGACCCUUCGGCCAAGCUUUGGCUUACGGAGAUCACUUCCUUGGCCUACGACGCCGAGGACGUCCUGCUGGACUUCGACGAUCUGCUCCCCCGCCCCCAGAUCCGCUCCGCCCUCAACCACUCCGACAGCGGACUCCUUCUCAAUUCGUUUUCCUCCCUGGCCUCUAUUAGCCAGAGGAUAAAGGAACUGGGAGAGAGAUUAGUGGAGCUGCAUGGGAAAAGUGAAGCCCUUCAACUGGGAGAGCAAGGCGGCGCGGAGGGAUCUGCUGAUGCCCGGCGCUUGCGGCCCACCGGUAGCCUCAUGGACGGGGAAUCCCCUAUAUUUGGAAGGGAAAAAGACAAAGAAAACAUUUUAGAACUCCUGCGGCCAUCGGGGGAUGAAGGGUCCAUUCCCAACAAGCUAUUGGUGCUCCCCAUCGUUGGAAUGGGGGGCUUGGGGAAGACGACGCUUGCCCAGCAGGUAUACGCUGAUGACCAAAUUAAGUAUUUUUUUGAUCUGAGGAUAUGGAUCCAUGUAUCCCAAGACUUCAAUUUGUUCAAUCUGACCAAGGCAAUGGUGGAAAGUGUCACCGGGAAUCCCUGUUUCCUCUCGGAGUUGCAUUCUCUCCAGUCCGAAUUGGGGAAGAUACUGGAAGGGAAGCGCUUCUUUCUCGUGUUGGAUGAUGUGUGGGACGAGAGUAGUAGCCAUUGGGAGAGCCUGCAAGUGCCAUUGCUUUCUGCAAACUUGGACAGUAAGGUUCUAUUGACUACUAGGAGUCAUGGCGUCGCGAGGUCAAUUGGCACAAUGCCCUCCUUCAAUUUAGACCCUCUCAAAGAUGAUGACGCUUGGUUAUUGUUCUCUGAAAAUGCAUUCCAUGGCCGAGAACCAGGCGAACGCCUAGUCACAAUUGGCAAGAAGAUCGUCAAGGAGUGCAAUGGUGUACCUCUUACAUUGAAAGCCCUUGGAUUGCAUCUAUGCAAUGAAGAACGUGAAGAUAAAUGGUCUGCGAUCUUGGAGAGUAAUAUCUGGCAUCUCAGUGGCUCUCAAGAAACCAUCUUGCCAAUCCUCAUGCUGAGUUAUCUACAAUUACCGGCACCAGUUAAACAAUGCUUUGCAUACUGUUCAUUGUUUGGCAAAGGGCAUCUCUUUUUGAGGCACAAAAUUGUCCGACAUUGGAUUGCACAAGGUUUUGUUGAGACAGAUGGAGAAAGGAAGGCCGAGGAUGUUGGCAGUGAAUACUUUUACAUUCUGCUCGCACGGUCAUUCUUCCAGCAGUGUGCAAGAAAUAAGUAUUUCAUCAUGCAUGAUCUUAUCCAUGAUCUUGCAGAGUAUGUUUCUGGUGCUGAGUGCUUUAAGAUAGAUGUUCUUCAAGAUGAAGAUGGCAGUAGGAUGAAUGUAGAAAGGGCAUACAAUUUUCCUGAAGGGGUUCGUCAUACUUCAUUAACUUUUCAUUCUACUUCCACUGAAACAGACUUACAGCCCCUUUUAGAAGCUAAUUCCUUGAGGACCUUGAUGGUGAACUGUACUUCAUGGCCUCCAAUGCCUCAUCCUCAUGCUAACGUCCUGAAUGAUUUGUUUGUCAAACUGAGAUAUCUACGUGUUUUGUUGUUGGAUUAUACUUUUGCUCCUGCUCCCAGGCUUCCUGAUUCUAUCAGCAACCUAAAAUAUCUCCACUACCUUAGAAUCGGACGCUUGAGUUUUCAAGGCCAAGGCUUCCCUGAAUCAGUCUGUUCUCUCAGGAACCUCCAGACAUUAGAGUGGUACAGUGACGAAAGCAUUGAGCUACCCCGGGGUAUAUCAAACUUGAUUAACCUAAGGCAUCUUCAUAGCGAAACUUAUUAUGCAUCAUUCCCAGAGGGAAUUGGAAGGUUAACCAAACUACAAGAAUUACCAGACUUUCACACGUCCAAGGAGCAUGGGCGCGCUCGGAUUGCAGAACUGAAGGACCUAGUGAAUCUCCAAGGAGAACUGAAGCUGUUGAAUUUGGAGAAUGUUAUUGAUGUGGAAGACUCAAGGACAGCCGAUUUGAAAGGCAAGCCGGGUCUUACUGCUCUGGAGCUGGAUUGGGGUAAACAUAAUAGAUCUCCCCAAAAUGCUCCUUUGGUCCUCCAGUAUCUCCAGCCUCACACUAAUAUCCAGGAACUAAGGAUUGCCAACUAUAAGCAUGGUCAAUUAUCAGAGUGGAUCUGUCAUCCUUCUUACUCCAAAUUAGUCACCAUUAAAAUUCAAUAUUGUUUUCUUUCGACUGUACCAGCAUUUGGACAAUUAUUAUCACUUGAGCAUCUAUCUUUGGUAAGUAUCAAAGGCUUGGAAUAUAUUGGCCCUGUAUUUUUUCAUGGGGGAUUUCCAUCACUUAAGAAGCUUCGACUAAGUGCAAUUUACAAAAUGGUGGAAUGGUCUGGUGCUGAACAUGGUCAUUUCCCUCAUCUAAAUGAACUUACAGUUACUUCUUGUCCGUCUUUGAGGUGCCUUCCAAUAGACAACUUUACUUCUCUGAAAAGACUUCACAUCUCACACUGUUCCAACCUCCAAACGUUGUAUUCUGAGAAUUCCCCUCUUGUGGGCAUCCAACAACAUUGUUCCCUUAAGAAUCUUGAGGUCAUUCAAUGUCCCAAGCUCAAAUUCUUGCCGGAGUACCAAGUACCAGAAAGCCUUCAAUUGCUUGAUAUCACCAAAUCUACCUUACUGAUAAACUGGUACCGCAGAAUUGCUGGCAAGUUGACCCAUGUCAAAAAUCUACUAGGAGUUGAUUUGAAAGAAGUGAAGCUCGAUGAUAUCUUUAGUGUCGAAGAGGCAAGAAAUGCUUGCUUGACUAAACAACGCAUAUACAUGUUGCAUUUGGAGUGGGAAACAUCUUCUCUCAGAUCCGUAGAUGAUACAAAUUGCGAGGCUGAUGAAGUUCUUGAGUACCUUCAACCUAAUGUUAGCCUGAACAAGCUAGUUAUAAGAGGUUAUAGAGGCUUGAAAUUAGCUGAAUGGCUUUGCAGCCCUCUAUACUCUAAUCUAAUAAGCAUAAAGCUAGACUUGUGCCCCAACUGCAAAUUUCUUCCUGCUCUAGGUCAAUUGCCAUAUCUCAUGGAACUUCACUUAGAGAGAUUGAAUGGCAUAACAUCCAUCGACCUUUCAUUUUAUGGAAACGGUUCACAGAAGGGUUUUCAAUCUCUGAGAAGGCUACAAUUGAUGAGCAUGGCAGGUCUGGAGGAAUGGAAGGGAGCAUCAGAUGGUGGAUUUCCUAUCCUAAGACAGCUUAUCGUACAAGAUUGUAUGAAGCUGAGGGGCUUGCCAUGUCUUUCACCCUCUGUUCAGGAAAUAAAAGUUGAAGAUUGUCCUGCAUUGACCUUGGAGCUGCCUUCCUCACUUGCUGCACUUCUUAGCUUGCAUGUCUCUAAUGUUGCAGCGAUGGACGAACUAUGCAACCUCUCUUACCUGUCAGUGCUGGCUGUAGAAAAUUGCUCGGGUUGCAGACUCAUUGAACUUCCAUCCUUGCGAUCUCUGAUGAUAAAUGGAUGGAGCGAGAGGAUGCUGCUGGAUUCACUACCAGGGCUAACUGCUCUCACCACUUUGAAGAUUUCCUGCCUUGAAAACUUGGAAGCUCUUCCACUGCACAACUUUAGGAUACUCGAAGAACUUGUUGUUUCGGAUUGUCCGAAGCUCGUAUCUAUUGAGUGUUCCUCGACUUCAACAUAUGAGCCUUACUAUGUUGAAGGUCUACAAUCUCUUUCAGCCUUGAAGUGCAUGGUCCUUAGUGGUUGCCCAGAGCUCCAUUUCUCUGCUAGUGAACAAUUGCCUGCUUCGCUUCAAUCUUUAACAAUUUCGAGAUGUCCCACACUAAGAAUAUGGUAUGAAAGAUAUUCUAGCAAAUUCAGAACGAGCGUCGUUCAAUUUGCUGAUUAGCAUUCCCAGAUCAAGAAAAAAUGAUUAUUAAUUAGGUUGGGUAAUGUUGUGCCUGGAUGACCGGUCCGGUCUCACGAAAGUUUUCCAUCGGUCAUCAGGAUAAAUUGGAAAGCACUCACAGCGGGCAAUCCAAGAGUCCAGCAUCCUUUAGUUGUGCGCCCAAUUUGGAGGAAAAAUUCCUACAAAUUCAUCAUAACUGAGACUUGAACUACGAGUGUUUGGGUGAUAACAUGAAUGUUCUACCACUACAUCAUAGCCCCGGAGGCAGCAUUCCAAGAUCAAGGAAACUACAGUGGAUAGCUUUCAUUACUGAUUUAUCUUUCUGAAGUUAAUAUACUGCAAUCGAAUAAUAAUCUGAUACUUUUCAUUAUGCUGAUUGCUGAUCAGUCUAAUAGUAAGAUCCUUAACUCUAAUUAUUGCUUCUUUAAUUUGUUCUGUCAGGCUUUCUUCCAAUUUUGGGAUCUGAAAACUUUGGAAUAGAACGUGAGGAAUCCUUUGAAUGUUAUAUUCAAUUGGACAACAGUUAACCUUAGUCCCUUCAAUUAAUCUGCUCAUUUAAUGUCUGUGUAUCUGCAUUGUAAUUUGAUUCUUAUGAAUGAACAUAACGUUAUUU
Zingiber officinale is the source of this 4752-nucleotide messenger RNA. RefSeq names its product putative disease resistance RPP13-like protein 1. The transcript has 2 exons. The record is from RefSeq and is a predicted model, not a curated record. Gene Ontology annotation, biological process: defense response to other organism. Bases 87 to 4139 code for a protein of 1350 amino acids. Gene Ontology annotation, molecular function: ADP binding. NCBI's taxonomy places the organism in Eukaryota, Viridiplantae, Streptophyta, Magnoliopsida, Zingiberales, Zingiberaceae.